Messenger RNA from Mus pahari (shrew mouse), 775 nucleotides. It is a transcript of the gene Pla2g2a, whose product is annotated as phospholipase A2 group IIA. Gene Ontology annotation, molecular function: phospholipid binding; calcium ion binding. NCBI's taxonomy places the organism in Eukaryota, Metazoa, Chordata, Mammalia, Rodentia, Muridae. The record is from RefSeq and is a predicted model, not a curated record. Gene Ontology annotation, biological process: arachidonate secretion; lipid catabolic process; phospholipid metabolic process. The transcript has 5 exons. Bases 48 to 488 code for a protein of 146 amino acids.
AAGGCCUUGAACCGGAAACCAUACCACCAUCCAAGAGAGCUGACAGCAUGAAGGUCCUCCUGCUGCUAGCAGCCGUGAUCAUGGCCUUUGGCUCAAUGCAGGUCCAGGGGAACAUUCUGCAGUUUGGGGAAAUGAUUCGGCUUAAGACAGGAAAGAGAGCUGAGACUAGCUAUGCCUUCUACGGAUGCCACUGUGGCCUGGGUGGCAAAGGAUCCCCCAAGGAUGCCACAGACCGGUGCUGUGUUACUCACGACUGUUGCUACUCCCGUCUGGAGAAAAGUGGAUGUGGCACAAAAUCACUGAAAUACAAGUACUCCCCCCGGGGGGGCCAAAUCACCUGUUCUGCAAACCAGAGCUCCUGUCAGAAACAGCUGUGUCAGUGCGAUAAAGCUGCCGCUGAAUGCUUUGCCCGGAACAAGAAAACCUACAGUGUCAAGUACCAGUUCUACCCCAACUGGCUUUGCAGAGGGAAGAAGCCCAGAUGCUGAAAAGAGCCAUCUUCGGAAACAGCUGAACAUGAGUAUCCCCCCCUAACACCUCUCCCAGCCCAACCAAGUUCCCCGGUGAUAAAGAAAACACCCUAGAGGCAAGGCGGGGGCCCUUCUGUCUUCACCCAGAAUGAGACACCGAAGCCUGCUGAGUCAGACUGACCUUUCCCCACCACUCCACAGCCUUGAAUCUGCCCACUUCCACCUUUCUCUUGGCAUCCAACUUUCUGCUUUGUACCUAAGAGAGUCCUGGGAGGCUCACACAAGUAAAGCAAUUCAUCAAACAA